AUGAACACAAAGAUUCAAAUGGAAGAUUGGUCAAAGUAUUCCCAUAGUCCUGCUCAUUUAGCUGUAGUACGAGGUGACAAUACAGCCCUCAAGAACAUUAUCUCAAUCCUCCCUCGCUUAGCAAAAGCAGGCGAUGUUACAACCGAAGCCGAAUCAAUAGCCGCCGAAUCAGAUGCCGAUGCCGUCUCAGCCGUAAUCGACCGCCGCGAUGUUCCAUUCCGCGAAACCCCUCUUCAUUUAGCUGUUCGUCUGAAAGAUCCAGUUUCAGCCGAGAUUUUAAUGGCGGCUGGAGCAGAUUGGAGUCUUCAAAACGAAAAUGGAUGGAGUGCACUUCAAGAAGCUGUAUGUAAUCGAGAAGAAAACAUAGCCAUGAUCAUCGCUAGACAUUACCAGCCUCUCGCAUGGGCUAAAUGGUGUCGUAGGCUUCCUCGUAUCACCUCUUCUGCUUCCCGGAUUCGUGAUUUUUACAUGGAAAUAACUUUCCAUUUUGAAAGCUCUGUGAUUCCGUUUAUAGGCAGAAUCGCUCCUUCUGAUACUUACAGGAUUUGGAAACGUGGGUCGAAUCUUCGAGCUGAUAUGACACUUGCUGGAUUUGAUGGGUUUAGAAUCCAAAGAUCUGAUCAGACUUUCAUGUUUUUAGGAGAUGGGUUUUGUUCUGAAGAUGGUAAAGUCUCGUUGCCUCCUGGUUCUUUAAUCGUGCUUUCUCAUAAAGAAAAAGAAAUCACAAACGCAUUAGAGGGAGCUGGAGCACAGCCUUCUGAAUCUGAAGUUGCUCAUGAAGUUGCAUUAAUGUCUCAAACAAACAUGUAUAGACCUGGAAUCGAUGUUACACAAGCUGAACUUGUUCCUCAUUUGAAUUGGAGGAGACAAGAAAGAACAGAAGUUGUGGGCCCAUGGAAAAGCAAGGUUUUUGAUAUGCUUCAUGUGAUGGUGAGUGUGAAAUCAAGAAGGGUUCCUGGUGCCAUGACAGAUGAAGAGCUUUUUUCCACAAAUGAUAAUGAAAGGGUAACUGGAAAUGAUGAAUAUGAUGAUGUUUUGACACCUGAAGAAAAAAUGCAACUGGAUUCAGCCCUAAAGGGAGGGAAUCCAGAUGGGAUUUGUGAUGAUGAAGAACAUGAAAAUGGUCAUACAGGUUCAUCUGGAAACAUUGAAUCGAAUGGUGUAACAAAAGAUAAAAAAGGUUGGUUUGGUUGGAACAAGAAAGGUUCAAAAACUGGAGGUGGAGGUGAUGAUGAUCAUGAGGACUCAAAGAUUUUAAAGAAGUUUUCUAAGUUAAAUGAUAGUCAACAAAAGUCUUCAUCUGAGGACAAUGGGGAGGGUAAAAAGGGGAAAGAUAAGAGUGGUAAGAAGAAAAAGAAGAAAGGAUCUGUGACAGAGGGUAAGCAUGAGAGUGAGUAUAAAAAAGGGUUGAGGCCUGUUUUAUGGUUGACACCUGAUUUUCCAUUGAAAACGGAUGAGCUUUUGCCUUUACUUGAUAUUUUAGCUAAUAAGGUGAAGGCCAUAAGGAGAUUAAGGGAGCUUUUAACUACUAAACUACCUCAAGGCAUGUUUCCAGUCAAGAUUGCAAUUCCAAUUGUACCAACAAUUAGGGUUCUUGUAACAUUUACAAAAUUCGAGGAGCUACAACCUCCAUCAGAGGAAUUUUCAACCCCUCUAUCAAGUCCAGCUCAUUUCCAAGAUGCUAAUAAAUCCAAAGAAGCAGAAGGAUCAGGUUCAUGGAUCUCAUGGAUGAAAGGGGGAGGUCAAUCAAGUGACAAUGAAGCUAGCAGCAGCUUUAGAGAUGAAACAGAUCCAUUUAAUAUUCCAUCAGAUUACAUGUGGGUGGAUGCUAAUGAGAAGAAACGUAGGAUGAAGGCUAAGAAAGCUAAGAUUAAGAAACAUAAUAAGAAGCAGCAGUCAGCAGCUAGGAAUCUUGAAAAUGGAAAUGGUGGAGAACGCAGAGUAAAUGAAGAACUGGAAUAAGUGUGGUUGAGUUGGAUUUAGCAACAAAGAUAAGAUGAAUCGUGUUCUUUAUUGGGUUUGAUUGAGGAUGAUGGGAUUUUAGGGUUUUAAGUUGUUGAAAUUGAGUAAGAAGAGGUAUAUGAUCUUCUUGUUUGUUGUUCCAUUGUUGUAACUUGUAAUUUUAGUUUUGAAAUUUGAAAUGUGAUGCUG
Molecule: messenger RNA, 2151 nt
Organism: Lactuca virosa
Lineage: Eukaryota; Viridiplantae; Streptophyta; Magnoliopsida; Asterales; Asteraceae
Source: the annotation of a GenBank genome assembly